Molecule: messenger RNA, 629 nt
Organism: Drosophila mojavensis
Lineage: Eukaryota; Metazoa; Arthropoda; Insecta; Diptera; Drosophilidae
Gene: CheA87a
Exons: 2
Coding region: 18-557 (179 amino acids)
Source: RefSeq, a predicted model, not a curated record
UUUUAUAUCCGAUUGCAAUGUCUGUGUACUUGGUGCAGUUCUUCGCACUGCUGCUAGUCGGCAGCUGCGUCCAUGUGCAAGGUGGCGAAUUAAAUUCAACCAUAGGCGAAAUAUCAAAGACUCACGAGGACACGACGAUGUUCGGAACUGACUUAAGAGUCAAAUACCAGGAUGAAAAGACAAGCGCUGUUAUCAAUGGGGAGCUGAACAUGUUGACCAGCCUAGACAACGAUUGGAAGGUAAACAUAACAAUUCUUAGGGCGGAUUCACCAUCAUCGGAGUAUAAAGUGCAUAAGGAUUAUCCUGUGAUGGGUGUCUGCGAUUUAAUGGGAUCGUUAUAUAAGAACUUCAUAUAUGAGAAGAUAAAGGAAUAUUCGAAUGCACCCGACCCAAAGAGCUGUCCAUUGUCUCCUCAAGAUUUCUACAUUAAGGAGUACACACUGCAUGCAUCGAAACUUGAGAAAUAUUUGUCGACUGGCUUCUAUAUAGUAGAUGGACAACUAUUGCAGAACGACGAAAUUAAAUUGGGUUACCAGAUGAAAAUCGUAAUUGCUUAACCAAUGCCCUUUAAUGUUUGAAUCGUUUGAUUGAAUAAAGAAACUAUUCGUAGUUAGACAUUUGCUUGAGGA